CUAAAUAUUACUAAAUAACAAUUACAGUAUUUCAAUGUGAUGUCGAUAUUAUUUGAGUAUGAUUGCCAAUAUCUAAUUCCAAAAAAAAUAUUGUUUUAUAAACAAAAAUACUCAUGACAAUCUUUUUUAAAACAACUGAAUUUUUGGUACUUCUUGGAAUAUAAAAUAAUCGUUCCCAUAUAGAAGUGCAACUAAAAUGCGAUACUUAACCUUAUAAUUUAUAGAGGUUAUGUUGUGAAACAAACGUAAUAAAAAUGGCUUAUUUAACAAGAAAAGAAAUAGAUGAAAUGAAACCACAAAUAGAAAAAGCAGUUCAUAAAUUUCUUGGUUUUGGGGAACCUGCUAUUGUGACUACAGCUGUCAAUUGUAUUACUUCAGGUUACGAUAAACGCAAAACAGCAGAUAAAUUAUCCGCUUUAUUGGAAGAUAAAAAAGCUUCAAAAUUAACUGAAAAAAUAUUUGCAAUAUAUGAUGAUGCCAAAGCAGCUCAAAAAAGUAAAAAACGGAAUCAUGUGGAAGACAAGGAUAAAGACAAAGAUGCAAAAAAACCUAGAUUUAGGGAUGAUGAAAUCAAAAAUGAAAAGACAACGGAAGCACAAUUAUCUGCUGAUAAGAUAAGACAAAUGAUGGCUAAUGCCCAAAAAGAAAUUGAAGAAAGAAAAAGAGCAUUAAAAGCUAUAAAACAAGAAGAGGUUCCACCAGUAAAACCUUUACUUAAAAGAGAUUCUUUACCAACCGUAGGAAGCAUGUACAAUCAGGGUUUAUUAAGUAAAACAGAUUCUGACAAAGCACGAAAAAUUGCUGCUUUGCAAGCUCAAAUUAGAAGUAAACUAAGUUCAGGAUUAUUAGGUAAUGUCAGUGUUCCAGAUAAACCAACUCCUCUAAUUUUGGAUGAAUCUGGCAGAACCGUAGAUAUAACAGGCAAAGAAGUACAAUUAACGCAAGUAGUGCCAACGUUAAAAGCUAAUAUUAGAGCGAAAAAACGUGAAGAAUUUAAAGCCCAAUUACAAGAAUCAAAAGGUCCAGAAGAAAUUCAAGAUACACACUUUUUUGAUACUAGAAUAGGUGUAAAACCUGCAGUAAGAGGCAAACGUACUCUCAAAUUUCAUGAACCUGGAAAGUUCCAACAGUUAGCUGAAAGAAUUCGUAUGAGAGCUCAGUUAGAAAAGUUACAAAAUGAAAUUAGUCAAAUUGCUAGAAAGACUGGUAUAAGUUCAGCAACUAAAUUAGCCCUCAUAGCUCCAAAAACAGAAGCUUUAAGCGAAGAUGUGCCUAACGUAGAGUGGUGGGAUUCUGUUAUAUUAACAGGAGGAUACCCAGAUGAAAAUGAAUCCACAACUAUUAAAAGUUCCACUAUUACAAAUUUAGUAGAACAUCCUACGCAAAUGCGACCACCAACUGAUCCUUUAAAACCUAUAUAUAUGCCUGUAUUUCUAACGAAAAAAGAACGCAAAAAAUUACGAAGACAAAAUAGACGAGAAGCUUGGAAAGAGGAACAAGAAAAAAUUCGAUUAGGCCUUGAACCACCUCCAGAACCAAAAUUACGAAUUUCGAAUCUUAUGCGAGUAUUAGGUACAGAAGCUGUUCAAGAUCCUACGAAAAUAGAAGCUCAUGUUCGACAACAAAUGGCUAAAAGAUUAAAAGCACAUGAAGAUGCUAAUGCAGCUCGAAGACUUACUGCCGACCAGCGACGUGAAAAGAAGGCGCGAAAACUUAAAGAGGAUACUACACUCGGUGUACAUGUAGCUGUUUAUAGAAUACGUGAUCUUUUAAAUAACGCUUCAAAGAAAUUUAAAGUGGAAACAAAUGCAAAACAACUUUAUCUCACGGGUUGUGUAAUGCUUUUCCGAGACUGUAAUGUUGUUGUUGUAGAAGGAGGAGCAAAACAAUUAAUUUAUCUGCCCACGCUGAAUAUAAAUAAUCACACAUGACACGUAAUGUCGUUUUGUGGAUUGCCGCAUCCAGAUUGUAGGCGUGUGUUCGAGUCUGUAUAAUCAACGCAGUUAAUCAUUCGCAACGUCGUAUUCAAGAAUUUCAAUCUAUAGGUAACAUUACAGUCAAGCCUGUAAGUGUCAAUUAGCAUAGUGCAACGGCAUUGAGAGGCUAUACACGAGGUAUGCUGUAAAAGAACACGCAACAUAUAUAUAUAUACAGCAUGCCAUAUAUACGAAAGUGUGAAUGCACUUUGGAGCCUUGAAACUGUACGUCCAACCGCGACUACGAAUAACAUAGUCUAUGAAAGGUGAACCUUGGUCUUGUUCAUAAUACCAAUCUAGCUGCAACCACGAUGCGCUUUUACCAUAUCUUUCAAGUGUUAUACGUCGACCGAGCAAUACAUCGUUGACACCCUAUAUUAACAUGAUCCUUACUUGGCCCCACUCUUUGAACCCACUGAACGGACUGAAGUUUUACUUUCGUUCGAGGAUUGGUCUUAGUUCAGGUUUACCGCUUCGUGUUCUUGUGCAUACCCGGCGCGGCUCUUGCGAAAUUUUACGAGGCAAAUGAAUUUUAUCAAUUACUAUCACACUGGGAUAGUUUUGAAAAAAAUGCCCGUGUGUAUAAGACGAAGAUCGAUCAACGGUAUAUUUCUCUUCCUAUCGCGGUGAGUGUUUUGCGUUUUCAUUUUAUGAGAUAAAACGAAACGCGGCCACUUCACUGGCAUACAGUGAAUUCUAGUGAAAUUUGAAGUUAUUUCAUCUAUGAAAUUAAUAUUUGAUACAUUCAAUGUUUAGAAAUGAUUUUUUCUUUUAUAUUUUAAAGAUAAUGUCAAAAUUAAAAAUAUAUAUAAUUAUAUCUUUAAAAUCUUGUAUCAAUAUUCAAUUAUUAUGAGCUAAAAAUAUAGAUAUUUUAUCGAAGAAGAAAUAUUAUCAAAAAUAUUAGAAUAUUGAUUAAUAAUUCUACGUUACUUGUUAAUGAAUAAAUUUGAUGAAAUAUAACUUCAUGUGUAUAAUAGGAAAACAUCACUAUUCAGUGAUUUAUUUUUGUGAUAAAAAUUACAGCAUUUAGUUUUGAAAACAAAUUUUUUAAGCAAAUAUUUUAUAAUUCAAAUAAAUGCCUUCUAUUAUUUCAACAUUUAAUUAGUGAUGUAAUUUUAUUACAAUAGUAAGAGGAAGGCCAUGUGCUUGUAUUUAUUUUUAAUAUAAAUUCUGAAGGUUGAAAAAUUAAUUAGAUAGUAUAUAUAAUAUUAAUGAAAUCUUUUGCAUAAAACAAUGUAAUAAUAUUUAUAACAUUUUGAAUGUGCAUCAGAUUUAAAUUUGUAAAUAUUUUUACUAAGAAGAAUUGUAAAUGUAUAUGCAAGAAACUGUGUAUUUUAUAUAAAAUACGAUGUAAAAUGAACUUAUGAAUGCAUCCAAUGUAUCAGAAAAUUAACUUUUAAUUAUAUAUCUUACAAAAUCAAA
Apis dorsata (giant honeybee) is the source of this 3398-nucleotide messenger RNA. It is a transcript of the gene Prp3, whose product is annotated as U4/U6 small nuclear ribonucleoprotein Prp3. Lineage: Eukaryota; Metazoa; Arthropoda; Insecta; Hymenoptera; Apidae. The transcript has 6 exons. Gene Ontology annotation, biological process: mRNA splicing, via spliceosome. Bases 255 to 1931 code for a protein of 558 amino acids. The record is from RefSeq and is a predicted model, not a curated record. Gene Ontology annotation, cellular component: U4/U6 x U5 tri-snRNP complex.